AUGACCGAUAUCCAGACCACUGAAAGCCAGUUCCGGCUUUCCGAUGGAGUUGCCCUCUACCAGAAAUCAUGGGCUUCCAGUAACACUGCGCCUGUAGCUCGACUAGUCCACUUCCAUGGGUUCAGCGAUCAUAUCAAUAACACCUUUGAUCUGUUUCCUUCGCUUGCCGGCCGCGGUAUCUUAUGCACAGGAGUAGAUCAACGUGGUUGGGGUCAGUCGGCAAAGGACAAGACAAACCGCGGCAAUACAGGUCCAACAGCUAACAUACUAGCCGACUAUGCGGCUUUUAUCGAGGCCCAACUUCAAGCCGAACCUUCAGUUCCCGUUUUUGUGAUGGGCCAUUCUAUGGGCGGUGCAUUGGUCGCCACUUUAGCUUCUACGCCCAAGUAUCAGGACCUUGUGUCCCGUCUAGGAGGUAUCAUACUCGAAGCGCCGUUUAUUGGCCUGGAUCCGGAGACCGAGCCAAGUAUUAUAACAAUUUACAUGGGCCGGCUAGCUUGCAAGAUACUGCCGCAAUUUCAGAUCAGCCAGCCGGUAAAGGCCGAGGCGGUCGUGCGCGAUCCCGCUGUCCAGCAAAUCCUGAAGAACGACCCGCUGAACCAUGGCAUUGGCACUCUCGAGAUGUUCGCAAAUAUGCUCGACCGAGCAGCCGAUUUGACAUCCGGAAAGCUGAAACUUAACGACGGAAUUCGUUCUGUCUAUGUGGUCCACGGCACGAAUGACAAGGUCACCAGCUAUAAUACUAGCAAGCGUUGGUACGAUUCUCAGACUGGUAAGGUCGCCGACCGGAAUUUCAAAUCCUACGAAGGCUGGAGUCAUCUUCUACAUGCGGACCUGCCGGAGAACAGGCAGUUGUUUGCUGAUGAUAUUGCGCAAUGGAUCUUAGCGAGGGUGUAG
This is a messenger RNA of Aspergillus tanneri, 897 nucleotides long. Its product is annotated as acylglycerol lipase. The record is from RefSeq and is a predicted model, not a curated record. NCBI's taxonomy places the organism in Eukaryota, Fungi, Ascomycota, Eurotiomycetes, Eurotiales, Aspergillaceae. The transcript has 2 exons. Gene Ontology annotation, molecular function: lipase activity. Gene Ontology annotation, cellular component: membrane. Bases 1 to 897 code for a protein of 298 amino acids.